CUGUCUGGAUCCAGAAGAAAGAGGAUGGAAGACGUUGACAGCAAAAUUUUGACCGACGUCUUAAACGUCCCAAAAGCGCUUCCACCUCACCAGGCUUGCCAAAUAUCGCUCCGUUCAUCCAGCAUCGAAGAAGGUAAAAAAGAGAAACUACCAGAAGACGGUGUGGGGGGGAAAAUUUGGAAGAGAGAAUGUCGUCGGACGAGGAGGAGGAGGCGGAGGAGUAUCUGUUCAAGGUGGUGAUAAUCGGGGACUCGGCGGUGGGGAAGUCGAACCUGCUGUCGAGGUACGCGCGGAACGAGUUCAAUCUCCACUCCAAGGCUACCAUCGGGGUGGAGUUCCAGACGCAGACCCUCGACAUCGAGGGCAAGGAGGUCAAGGCCCAGAUCUGGGACACCGCCGGCCAGGAGCGAUUCCGCGCCGUCACCUCCGCCUACUACCGCGGCGCCUUCGGUGCCCUCGUCGUCUAUGACAUCUCCCGCCGCUCCACCUUCGACUCCGUCCCCCGAUGGCUCCACGAGCUCGACACACAUUCAGACACAACCGUCGCAAGAAUGCUGGUCGGUAAUAAGUGUGAUUUGGCUAAUAUUAGGGAAGUGUCUGUUGAGGAAGGUAAAAGCCUUGCAGAAGCUGAAGGGCUGUUUUUUAUCGAGACUUCCGCCCUAGAUUCCACAAAUGUGAAGACCGCCUUUGAGAUUGUUAUCAAGGAGAUCUACAAUAAUGUCAGCAGAAAGGUCUUAAACUCAGAUUCCUACAAAGCAGAAUUAUCGCUCAACAGGGUGAGCAUUACUGGCAAUGGAACUGAUGAAUCAAAGCAAACAACCAGAAGGUUCUCUUGCUGUUAGUUUCACUUGUCGGUUUUCUGGGAGCCAAGGCUUUAUCAUGGUGGGCCACAAGAUUGGAUAGGCCAAAUUAGUUUUUGUUUGUUACAUAUCUGGAAGUGUAUUCAUGUCCCCUAAAUUAUAAAAUAAAAAAAUGUUGUUGUUAGAUAUGAUUCCUUGUGCUAUCUAGAAAAAACAUGCUACUGCCAUGGCUUGAUAAGGUAGUUAAUAUUUGUAAAUCUGCAUAGCAGGCCUGUGUUAUCUUCUUUU
This is a messenger RNA of Elaeis guineensis (African oil palm), 1088 nucleotides long. RefSeq names its product ras-related protein RABA5c. Gene Ontology annotation, molecular function: GTPase activity; GTP binding. NCBI's taxonomy places the organism in Eukaryota, Viridiplantae, Streptophyta, Magnoliopsida, Arecales, Arecaceae. The record is from RefSeq and is a predicted model, not a curated record.